AUGGUCUCGGAUAAAUAUACGACGUAUUUCAAAGAUCACUGCCGCGUAAAAGAUUUCCCCGGACAUUCUAGUAAAGUUCACACAGUCGCAUGGUCAUGCGAUGGAAAGCGUCUAGCUUCUGGAAGUUUAGAUAAGACAGCAUGCGUGUUUACGCUCGAGAAAGACAGAUUAGUGAAAGAAAACAGCUUCAAAGGACACGGGGAUGCAGUCGAUCAACUGGUCUGGCACCCGUCGAAUCCGCAGCUUUUUGCCACGGCGAGUGGAGACAAAACGAUGCGAGUUUGGGAUGUUCGAACUGCCAAAGCUGCUGCUACUAUUCAAACCAAAGGAGAAAAUCUGAACAUCACCUGGCAUCCAAACGGAGAAUGCAUCGCUGUGGGAAACAAAGACGAUUUGAUCCAAUUCAUCGAUACAAAAACCUACAAGCCAAAGGGCGAAAAGCAAUUCAAAUUCGAAGUCAACGAGAUUUCGUGGAACAACGCGGGUACAAACUUUUUCCUCACAACUGGCACCGGCGCGCUCCAUGUACUCGACUAUCCGAAAUUAAACAAGGUCGAUGAGCUGGUGGCGCACACGGCAAAUUGUAUUUCCAUUCAAUUCAGUGACUGUGGGAAGUAUUUUGCUGUAGGAAGUGCAGACGCGAUUGUAACAAUCUGGGAUGCAAUCGAAUACAUGCCUUUGAGAACGAUGUCAAGGCUGGAAUGGCCAGUCAGAACGCUGAGCUUUUCACACAACGGAAGAUUGCUUGCUGCAGCAUCGGAGGACCAUAUAAUUGACAUUUGCAAUGUCCAAACAGGAGAGCAAGUAGCAGCAGUGCCCACUGACAAUCCAACCUUUUCUGUCGCUUGGCAUCCAUCGAAGCUCCUUCUCGCCUACACCUGCGACGACAAGGACAAGUACCACAAAGAUUUGGGCAACGUGAAGCUUUACGGACUCAUCAAAGAAUGA
Oikopleura dioica is the source of this 948-nucleotide messenger RNA. The record is from the annotation of a GenBank genome assembly. Lineage: Eukaryota; Metazoa; Chordata; Appendicularia; Copelata; Oikopleuridae.